Molecule: messenger RNA, 748 nt
Organism: Exserohilum turcica Et28A
Lineage: Eukaryota; Fungi; Ascomycota; Dothideomycetes; Pleosporales; Pleosporaceae
Exons: 2
Coding region: 1-504 (167 amino acids)
Source: RefSeq, a predicted model, not a curated record
AUGACAUCUUCACUUAGCUCUCUCACAACUGGAAACGCCAUUCCCACACCCACGGCUUGCAUAGGCGACGUCACGCUCAACGAUAUAGAUCGCGCUGGGUUCUCAGGCCAAGUCUGCCAAGUCAAUGUCCGUCCUGACGACGUCAACAUCACAUCGUGCUGCAACCAAGGUUCCGAGGUGCGCCUCAAGGACAACUGCACGCAAUUCUGCGAGGCAGACGACCGAAAUGACUUCUCCAACUGCAUCAAUGGCAUGAUUCCGGCAUCUCGCCCUUUCCUUGAGAGUCUAUGCGUAAAGUUGAGCGGAGACGCGAGUGCGUCUGGUUCGGAGACUGGUGCCAGGGAGACUUCAACACCGACUUCCACGGACGAAUCUGGAAACGGAGCCCAGGAAACUGGUACCGAUGGUGAUGAGGGAAUUGCGGCUCAGAACUAUGGACGACGCUCAAUACCACUCGUAGCUACAGCUAUUACUGUGGCAGUGGUGUUUCUGGGUUGGCUGUGAAAUUGAACAACUGGUGUGAGGUGUUUUGCGCAUUCCUGUCAGCGUAAAACUUAUGUAUAUCUACUGUGUAUUUCUACGUGACGUUAUAAGAUGUUGGAUGGGCGGACCAAGGUCUCGAGUAUAUUUUAGGUUGUGGUCAUUUUAGCAAUCGUGAGCGUUGGCGAGAUGUUAUAUGCGGAUGGAGCAGUGUUGCAACUGAUAGUGGGAUUUUUAUCACUGAAAAAGCAACCGAUAUUGAUGUAAC